Molecule: messenger RNA, 2263 nt
Organism: Anopheles coluzzii
Lineage: Eukaryota; Metazoa; Arthropoda; Insecta; Diptera; Culicidae
Gene: Mlh1
Product: DNA mismatch repair protein Mlh1
Exons: 2
Coding region: 175-2199 (674 amino acids)
Biological process (GO): mismatch repair
Cellular component (GO): MutLalpha complex
Molecular function (GO): mismatched DNA binding; ATP hydrolysis activity; ATP binding
Source: RefSeq, a predicted model, not a curated record
UUCGUUGCACUUCAAGGGUUAAGCAAACUGCCCGAAAACAGUGGUCGCGCGACAACCAAUUCGAGCAGCGCUUGCUCCGCAAGCGCGCCAAUUGCGUGCGCCCUGUUUGUAAACAAAUCGUGUGUGUGUGUCCCGCUUCUGCCGUCCAGUUCAGGCACAAAAGCACCGCAAAAAAUGGACCCCGGAGUGAUUCGAAAGCUGGACGAGGUGGUCGUGAACCGUAUUGCCGCCGGGGAGAUCAUACAGCGUCCCGCCAAUGCGCUGAAAGAGAUGAUCGAAAACAGCCUGGACGCAAAGGCGACGAGCAUCACAAUUACGGUCAAAGCGGGCGGGCUGCGGUCACUCCAGAUCCAGGACAAUGGGACCGGCAUAAGGCGCGAAGAUCUCGGUAUCGUUUGCGAGCGGUUCACCACCUCGAAGCUGCAAUCGUUCGACGAUUUGUCCUCGAUCAGUACGUACGGGUUUCGGGGCGAAGCGCUGGCCAGCAUCAGCCACGUCGCGCAUCUAACGAUCGUCACGAAAACGAAGCACGAAAAGUGUGCCUACAAAGCGUGCUACGAGGACGGGAAGCUGAAGGGGGACAUUAAACCGAUCGCCGGCAACCAGGGCACACAGAUCACGGUCGACGAGCUGUUCUACAAUGUGCCGAUGCGCAAGCAGGCGCUCAAAACGCCGAACGAAGAGUUUCAGCGCAUCUCGGACGUGGUCAGCAGGUACGCGGUGCACAAUCCGCACGCCUGCUUCAUCUUGAAAAAGUUUGGCGAAACGGCCACCAUCCGUACGCAGGCGAAGACGACGGUGGCGCACAAUAUUGGCGCAAUCUAUGGGGCCGGCAUUGGGAAGGCGCUGGUACCGAUCGAGCUGCGGGAUGAGGUGAUGCAGCUCACGGUCGAGGGGUACGUGACGAAUGUGAACUUUUCGCUGAAGAAAGGCAUCUCGCUGAUGUUUAUCAACCAUCGGGCGGUUGAGUGCAGUGCGCUGAAGAAGGCGAUCGAUGCGAUUUACGCAGUGUACCUGCCGAAGGGUAGCGCACCGUUCGUGUACCUUUCGCUGGAGCUAAACCCCCAGAACGUGGACGUGAAUGUGCAUCCGACCAAGCACGAGGUGCACUUCCUGCACGAGGAGGAAAUUGUGGAGAAGGUGAAGCUGCUUGUGGAGAGAGCGCUGUUGGGUGGGAAUGCGGCACGGUCAUACACGCAGGCGUUACUGCCAGGGGCCACACAACCGUUGGACAGUUCGAAAGUGAACGAAUCGAUGGUGGGAGGCGGUGAUGAGAAGCCACGGUUGGAUUACAAGUUUGUCCGUACGAGUCACAGUGAGCAAAAGUUGGAAAAGUUCUUUAACAUAAGUGGAAGUGGAGCUGGAAGUAGUGCCGGUGGUGGUGAUCCAAUCAAAGAGGAACCACAGGACGAGGUGGUUGAGCCAAAACUAACGCAACCAUCACCAUCGAGGAAGAAAAAAGUUGUAAAAAGGGAAACACGGCUUCAUAGCAUCCACACGCUGCGCCAGCAGGUGGAAUCGGAUGGAGAUGAAAAUCUGCGAAAAAUAUUCCGCGAGCUCACCUACGUCGGUACGAUCGAUCGGGAGCAAGUGCUCAUCCAGUACGACACCAAGAUGUACCUCUCAAAGGUGCAACCCAUCGCGGAGGAACUGUUCUACCAGCUGUUGCUGUUUAACUUUGGAAACUUUGAGCGUCUUACCCUGUCCGAGCCGCUCGACCUAAAACGUCUGGUGCACGCGGGCUUGGAUGAUCCGGCCUCGGGCUACACCGAGGAAGACGGACCGGCCGACGAACUGGCGGACGUGAUCGUACAAAAGCUCGUCUCAAAAGCGCCCGUCUUGAGGGAGUAUUACAAUCUCUCCAUCCGGGAGGAUGGUUGCCUCGAAUCGUUACCCAAACUGCUCGACAACUACAUUCCUUCGCUCGUGUUUCUGCCCAUGUACGUCAUACGGCUCGCGACGGACGUCGAGUGGGAGGAGGAGCAGGAGUGCUUUCGUACCUUUAGCCGUGAAACGGCACACUUUUUCUCGCGCAUUGCGCUCACGAAGCCCGAAAAGGAGUACCGGUGGGAGCUGGAGCACGUGCUUUACCCUGCCGUACGGAACUAUCUCAUACCGCCGAAGGAGAUGGCGAAGAAUGGUUCGCUACUGCAGCUGGCCAGCUUGCCGGAACUGUAUCGGGUGUUUGAACGGUGCUAAGAACUACUCACACACACUCGCCGGGAGAGUUUGGGAGGCAAAUAAAUACUUUCUUAUUGAUUAA